Molecule: messenger RNA, 522 nt
Organism: Lepus europaeus (European hare)
Lineage: Eukaryota; Metazoa; Chordata; Mammalia; Lagomorpha; Leporidae
Product: protein tyrosine phosphatase type IVA 1-like
Exons: 1
Coding region: 1-522 (173 amino acids)
Biological process (GO): protein dephosphorylation
Cellular component (GO): nucleus
Molecular function (GO): protein tyrosine/serine/threonine phosphatase activity
Source: RefSeq, a predicted model, not a curated record
AUGGCUCCGACGAACCGUCCGGCUCCUGUGGAAGUCACAUACAGGAACAUGAGAUUCCUUAUUACACACAACCCAACCACUGCAACCUUAAACAGGUUUAUAGAGGAACUUAAGAAAUACGGAGUUACCACAAUAGUGAGAGUGUGUGAAGCGACUUACGACACCGCCCUCAUGGAGAAAGAAGGUAUCCAGGUUCUGGAUUGGCCUUUUGAUGAUGGAUCAUCUCCUUCCAAUCAGAUUGUUGAUGACUGGUUAAGUCUUGUAAACAUUAAAUUCCGUGAGGAACCUGGUUGUUGUAUUGCUGUCCACUGUGUUGCGGGUCUUGGGAGAACCCCAGUGCUUGUUGCCCUAGCGUUAAUUGAAAGUGGAAUGAAAAAUGAAGAUGCAGUGCAGUUUAUUAGACAAAAGCGGCGUGGAGCUUUUAACAGCAAACAACUUUUGUAUUUGGAGAAAUACCGUUCUAAAAUGCGGCUGCGCUUCAAAGACUCCAGUGGUCACAGAAACAACUGUUGCAUUCAAUAA